AUGACGUCACGCGCGCACACCGAUGACGGCCGCGACGUGCAGGGCCGCGCGACGGUGGGUCAGAGAGGAGCUGGGAUGAUGGCUCUGGCACUGAGGUGGCUCCGUCCUCUCCCGUCCAUGCUGCACCGUUCGUCCUUCCUGCUGACCAGGGGGCUGCCAGGGGCUCCCACGGGCUGCCCUGCCCUGCUCCUGGAGGGCUGCAGGCAGUGUGGCCAUCAGGUGCUGCUGAGCAGACAGCUGGCUACCAAAAAGGCUAAAGGUAAAGGGCAGAGCCAAGCCAAAGUGAAUAUCAGUGCUGCCCUAGUUGAGGAUAUUAUCAAUUUGGAGGAAACCAGUGAGGACAUGCAGGCAGUCAUAGAAGCUCUGAAAGAAGAUUUCAGCAGGAACAUCAGUGUUAGAACCUCACCAGGGGCCCUGGAUCACAUAACUGUGGUGACCAAAGAUGGGAAGUUUCCACUGAACCAGCUGGGGCAGAUCUCACAGAAAUCACCACAGCUCAUUAUAGUGAACAUGACCAGUUUUCCAGAGAGCACAGCUGCAGCUAUGAAGGCUAUAAGGGAGAGUGGCAUGAACCUGAACCCCGAGGUGGAUGGGACGAUGAUUCGGGUGCCAGUUCCUAAGGUCACCAGGGAGCACAGGGAGAACCUGGCCAAGCUGGCCAAGCAGGCCACCAACAAGUCCAAAGAGGCCCUGAGAAAGGUGCGAAGCAAAAGCAUCAACCAGGUAAAGAAGUCCAAGAGCAAAGUGUCAGAAGAUACCAUCUAUCUGCUAGAAAAGCAGAUCCAGCAAAUGGCAGAUGAGGCUGUCGCUGAGAUGGACAAGCUGCUGGCAGCAAAGACCAAGGAGCUGCUUGGAUAAACACCAUCCCAGUGGACACACUGCCCCUCGAGCAGGAAUGGACUGCCAUGUGCCCCAGCACUCAUCCCUGCCUGGAGGCAGCAGCCUCAGGGAUGAGCAGCUCUGUGCCUUGGCUGCUCCCAUUGCCCACCUGGGCAGUGCUGGAGGGAGGGGGGAACUCUGCUCACUGUUCAUCCAGGUGGGAACAGAAUUGGGUGAAAUGAGAAAUAAAACAUCCAGAAGGAGGA
Messenger RNA from Corapipo altera (White-ruffed manakin), 1085 nucleotides. It is a transcript of the gene MRRF, whose product is annotated as mitochondrial ribosome recycling factor. Gene Ontology annotation, biological process: translation. Lineage: Eukaryota; Metazoa; Chordata; Aves; Passeriformes; Pipridae. Gene Ontology annotation, cellular component: mitochondrion. The record is from RefSeq and is a predicted model, not a curated record. Gene Ontology annotation, molecular function: ribosomal large subunit binding.